CCGGAAGUGGCGGUGGGCACUUGGCCCCGCCCCCUGCAAGCAGGCCCCGCCCCCCCGGCGCCAUGGGGCCCCGGCGGCUGCUGCUGCUGCUGGCGCUGGCGUGGGCGGGGGGGGCGGCGCCGGGCCGCUAUGCCCCCGGCGACCCGGUGCCCCUCUACGUGGCCACCGUGGGGCCCUACCACAACCCCGGCGAGACCUACGGCUACUACGCCCUGCCCGUCUGCCGCCCCCCGGGCCCCGCCCCCCGGCCCCGCCCCCCCGCCAUGGCCGCCUCCCUCUACCGCAUCCGCUUCCGCCGCGACGCCCCCCGCGCCCCGCUCUGCACCCUGCGGCUCGGCCCCGAUGAGGUGGAGCAGCUGCGGGCGGCCGUGGAGGCCCUCUACUACUUCGAGUUCGUGGUGGACGAGCUGCGGGUGCGGGGCUUCGUGGGGGCGGUGGAGGAGGGCGGGGGGCCGCCCCACGGCCGCCGCCUCGGCCUCUGGACCCACCUCGACUUCCACCUGGCCUGGCGGGGCGACCGCGUGGUGGCCGCCAACCUCAGCACGGGCUCCGCCCGCCCCCGGGGGCUGCCCCGGGGCCCCCUGGCCCUGACCCACACGUAUGGGGUGCGCUGGAGCCGGGCGCCGGCGGGGCGGGGCCGGGCGCAGGCCGCCGCCCUCCGCCGGCCCCCCCCGGACCUCCACCGCUUGGCCUUGCUCAACGGGGCCGCGCUGGUGGCCCUGCUGGGCGGCUUCGUGGCCGUGGUCCUCCUGCGGGUGCGGCGCAGCCAGGGGGCGCCGGCCGGCGGCCGCGGGGAGGCGGCGGCCAUCUUGGAGGACCCCGACGGCGGCUGGAAGGCCGUGCGGGGCGACGUCUUCCGGCCUCCGCCGCGGCCCGGGCUGCUCAGCGCCUCGCUGGGCGCCGGCUGCCAGCUCCUGGCCUUGGGGGCCGGGGGGCUGGCGCUGGGAGGAGCCGGGGGGCGGGGCCAAGGCCCGGGCGGGGCCGCCGCCCUCCUCUACGCCCUCACCGCCCCCCCCGCCGGCUACGUGGCCGGCGGCCUCUACCGUCGCCUCGGCGGGCGCCGAUGGGUGGCCAAUGGGGUGCUCACCAGCGGCAUCUUCGCCGGGCCCUUCCUGGUGACCUGGAGCGUGGUCAACGCGGUGCACUGGGCCCACGGCUCCACCCGGGCGCUGCCGGCCGCCGCCGGGGGGCUGCUGCUGGCCACGUGGCUCCUCCUGGGCCUCCCAUUGGUCCUCCUGGGCGCCGCCGCCGGGCGCAGCCGGGCCGGCCCCCUCGAGGCCCCCGGCCGCCCCAAGGGCGCCGCCCGGCCCAUCCCGCCCCAGCCCUGGUACCGGGCCACUCUGGUCCACGCCGUCGUUGGAGGCUUCCUCCCCUUCAGCGCCGUCUCGGUGGAGCUCCACUACGUCUUCGCCACGGCGUGGGGCCGGGAGCCCUACGCCCUCGACGGCGACCUCCUGGCCUGCGUCUGCGCCGUGCCGCUGGCCGUGGGCGCCUGCCUCUCCGUGGCCCUCACCUACCUGCAGCUCGCCGGGGAGGACUUCCGGUGGUGGUGGCGCCCGGCCCUCGGCGCCGGCUCCGCCGGCCUCUUCCUCCUCCUCUACGCCCUCUUCUACUUCUGCUGCCGCUCCAACAUGUCCGGCCCGGUGCAGACGGUGGAGUUCUUCGGCUACUGCCUGCUGGCGGCCUACGCCGCCGCCCUCGCCAUGGCCGCCGUCGCCUUCUUCGCCUCCUUCACCUUCGUCCGCUACAUCUACGUCAACCUCAAGAUGGACUGAGGCGGGGCCGGUCUGCCCAAGAUGGCCUCCUUCGCCUGCCCGAGGCGGCCGUCGGGUCUGCCCAAGAUGGCCGCCUGCCCCCUCUGCCCACCGCAGCUCAAGAUGGCCGCCCCCCAUGGCAGCAUCCGUGGGGCGAGGCCAUUUUGGGCCCCCCCCCGCACACUUCCCCUCCCCCUUGCUGGGAGGGGCCGCCUCCCAUUGGCCGGCGUUGGCCAAUCGGGACACGGGGCUGUGUCUGGAGGCCUCUCUGCAGAGUCUAGAUGAGUCUCUAUGGUCCCCCCAGGCCUUGGAGGUCUGUCUAGGCUGCCUAGAGGAGUCUCUAUGGUCCCCCCAGGCGACUGGGGACUCUCUAGGCUGCCUGGGGGAGUCUCUAUGGUCCCCCCAAGGCCAUAGGGGUCUCUCUAGGCUGCCGGGAGGAGUCUCUAUUGUCCCCCCAGGCCAUGGAGGGUCUCUCUGGGCUGCUUGGAGGAGUCUCUACGGUCCUCCUAGGCCAUGAGGGUCUCUCUAGGGGGAUCUCUAUGGUCCCUGCAGGCAGGUAGGCCAGUCUGGACGGUCUGGUUGGGUCUCUAUGGUCUUGCGCCCUGGAGGCCUUUCUGGACCAUCCAAAAUGAGCCUCUCUUGCCCCCGUAGGCCAUGGAGGCCGCUCUGGACCCUCAAGGUGAGUCUCUAUGGUCCUCCCAGGCGGGCGGGCCUCUCCGGACGGCCCCGUUGGGCCUCCGUGGUCGCCGUUCUGGAGCCUCUAGACGAGUCUCUAUGGCCACCACGGGGCUGAGGGGGCGGGGCUUGGGGGCGGCGCUCUGAUUGGUCGCUCCGUGUCGGUGUUUGGUAAUAAAAAAGGAGGAAAAACCA
Dromaius novaehollandiae (emu) is the source of this 2624-nucleotide messenger RNA. RefSeq names its product transmembrane 9 superfamily member 1-like. The transcript is spliced from 6 exons. Gene Ontology annotation, biological process: protein localization to membrane. Gene Ontology annotation, cellular component: membrane. The coding region runs from base 63 to 1775 and encodes 570 amino acids. The record is from RefSeq and is a predicted model, not a curated record. NCBI's taxonomy places the organism in Eukaryota, Metazoa, Chordata, Aves, Casuariiformes, Dromaiidae.